UAACCAGACCAGCUGAAACUGAUUAGAGCCAAGAUAGCCAACCAAAUGACUUCAAGAAGAUCUCAGGCUUCAUCAUCAUCUCAUUUCCAUGCUAAAAAAAAAAAAAAAACCCAGCUCCCCAGAACAAUGGGAAAUAUUGGGCACUUCAUCAGGCGAGUUCAGGUGCAUUUCUAGAGAUUGUCCAGGUGCUGGUAACAAUAAUAGAGAACCAUCCAUAUCCACAAGAGGCAGAACCUCUUCCAGCAAAAUGGUGCUGCCUCACCCAAAGGUGGCCGAGGAGGCCGUCGGAGGACCACAAAGCUGCAAGUGGCUUUCCUGCGGCCUGCAGGGAACAGGUGGAGGACACUUGGAAGGGCACCCACCCCGGGUCUCACAGGAGUCUGCACCUGCAGGUCACGCUGGCAUUAGCCCCUCAUCCUCUGGAGUUCAUCUCAUCCAGGCGAAGACAGCUGGCUGGCCUCAGAGGGUCUCAUCCGCUGAGCAGUGCCUCCUCCCGAUUCAGCAUGUCCCUGGUGCCGACUUUCUGCACGUGUUCACUUUGAGGCUGCAUUGUGGGCCUGCAAGAAAUGCAAAGCUGGUUGAGGCUUUAUUCGAUUCAAAUUCAAGCUGUUAAAUCGAGGCUCUCAGACUCCUGCUGCCUGGCCAGUGGAGAAAUCAACUUUCACAUAUGGCUUUGGGAUUUCUCUCUGUCAUCCUGGUCGACGUGUUCUCUCAUUUUUCUGAAGUCUGGGACCUCAACACAGACAUCUGGGUGAAGGCCUUGACAGCAGGGCUGGUGCAAAAUGAAUUGUCACAUCACACCCAACAUUCUCAACCUUUAGAAUCUGAAAGUAAGAAAAACACCUCAAACAAAACAUUAAGGAUUGAAUAAUUGAAGGCACUAUGCUUGGUGCUGAAGAAGGUCGAAGGAGGUCUACACCACAGAGGCUGCACCCACUCCUCAGCCUUGCUGAGCCACACCAUUCUCAUCUCUACAGCAUCCACC
Molecule: messenger RNA, 985 nt
Organism: Gorilla gorilla gorilla (western lowland gorilla)
Lineage: Eukaryota; Metazoa; Chordata; Mammalia; Primates; Hominidae
Exons: 6
Coding region: 89-613 (174 amino acids)
Source: RefSeq, a predicted model, not a curated record